AUGACCAUGAUCCCCUUCCUCGGGGACAUCCCGACUUCGGUAGCGUACGCGAUAUCACCAUUCCUGCUCGUCGCAUCGAUACUGGUAUUCACUCGUUUGGUUACCACAUGGAACUACUACGCCUCUCUCCGCAACUUCAAUGAAUCGCCCCAUGGCGGACAAAAGAUUGUGUCUCCACCACAAAUACCAUACUGGCUACCAUGGCUAGGCAAUACGAUAUCAUUCCUCCAGCCUUCUCCAGGAAAGUUCUGGUCCCAACUAUUCAGCUGGCAUCCACGAUCCACAGGCAUCUGCACCAUACUCAUAGGAGGAAGACCCACCCAUAUCGUCUUCUCUUCCGCGGCAGUCCAGGCCAUGUUCAAAGCACGAUCACCUUCGCGAGAUGUCUUCGAGCGUGAGCUCUUCUCCGAAGUCUUCGAGAUGCCAAUGGAACAGAUCAGGAAUGCUGAGGCUGGUAAACAUAUGGAGCACGAGAUGAACUCGAAGUACCUUACGAACUUUGACCGGGUCAACGAGCUCACCUCGCACUUCACGAGAGUACUUGAACAGGUUCUGGACAGAGACGCAGAAGAGAUGGUCAAGCUGCCAGAAAUAGGACUCUACGAUUGGCUACGAGACCGCAUGUUCACGGCAUCAUGCACGGCGCUGCUCGGCGAGAAACUGUUGGAGAUGUACCCAACAUUCUGCGAAGACUUCUACGGUUUCGACUCUGACUUCUUGAGCUUCUUCUUCAAGUUUCCAAAAUUCGUGAUGAAAGAGGCCAUCGAAAGACGGAACCGCAUGUUCACCGAACUGGAGGAAUGGAGCGGAGAAAUGCAUCGCUUGAGUGGCGGUACGCCGGUAGAUCCAGAGGGUCCAGUAUGGGAGCCCUAUUUCGGCAGCAGACUUAACAGAGCACGGCAGCUGGACUACAAGAAUCGCAAGCUCAAUGCUAAGUCUGGAGCAAGACUUGAUGCAGGCAUCACCUUCGGCCUGUCCAGCAAUGUAAUACCAGCCACUGGCUGGAUGCUAUUCCAUCUGUUAGAUCCACGAGGACCAAAGGAUAUUGUGCCUCGUGUCUUAGCUGAGAUCAACAAGGCGCAAAAGGAGGAUGGAACUCUGGACAUCGCAACACUGAUGACCCAACCACUGCUACAAAGCAUCUGGACCGAGAUCUUGCGCCUUUACACAGACGUCCUCGUAACACGAAACCUGUCCGAAGACCUCGUCCUCCCACUCGACGAAGACGGCAAGCGUCUAGUCCAGCUCCGCAAAGGCGAUAACCUCUUCGCACCUUCAUUCCUCGGCCACCACGACCCCAAUGCCUGGUCAACGGGCGAGAAGCCGUUUGAUCAAUUCGAUGCCAAGCGAUUCCUGGCUACGAAUCUCAAAACUGGCGAGCAGACUUUCAGCACGAGUCGCACAGCUGGCAAGUUCUUUCCAUUCGGUGGGGGAACGACCAUCUGUCCUGGCCGUCUCUUUGCCAAGCAGGAAGCUUUGGGGGCGUUGGCGAUGAUACUGUUACGAUUCGAGUUUGAUGUGAAAGGGUUCACGGAUGGGGAGAAGAAGCAUACCAAAGACUUUCCGUCUUACUCGAGGGCGUAUCCUGGAAGCGGCGCUAUUUCACCAGGUGGUGAUAUGAGGGGUGUGACCCGUGGUAUCGCGAUCGGAAUUGGAACCCCAACACAAGUCUUCGCGAUGCGACCUUACACCGCUCUGAACAAUAUCCGCGUCAACAAUGUCGCAGAUGGCAUCUCCACUUCCAACACUGCCUGCGUCGGUAGUCUCGGCGGCGUCUUCGAUCAGUCACAUUCUUCCACUUAUACUGUUGCUGUCAAGGGUGCUUGGAAUGGCAGUCAAGUCGAGAACGAAGACAAGGACGGCGCAUAUAUCUACUUCAACGACCGCGUCACGUUCGAAAGGAGGGGCUACGCCCUACCUCCUCCUCAGGCGCACGCGGGCUCAGACCCACCCCUUUCCUAA
Molecule: messenger RNA, 1962 nt
Organism: Fulvia fulva
Lineage: Eukaryota; Fungi; Ascomycota; Dothideomycetes; Mycosphaerellales; Mycosphaerellaceae
Product: Cytochrome P450 monooxygenase calL
Exons: 2
Coding region: 1-1962 (653 amino acids)
Molecular function (GO): iron ion binding; steroid hydroxylase activity; heme binding
Source: RefSeq, a predicted model, not a curated record